Molecule: messenger RNA, 9626 nt
Organism: Pseudophryne corroboree (corroboree frog)
Lineage: Eukaryota; Metazoa; Chordata; Amphibia; Anura; Myobatrachidae
Gene: DGKB
Product: diacylglycerol kinase beta
Exons: 24
Coding region: 151-2538 (795 amino acids)
Biological process (GO): lipid phosphorylation; intracellular signal transduction; diacylglycerol metabolic process
Cellular component (GO): plasma membrane
Molecular function (GO): ATP-dependent diacylglycerol kinase activity; calcium ion binding
Source: RefSeq, a predicted model, not a curated record
UAUUAAACGCACAAUGACUUCAUAGAGGUUUUCAUCUCUGUAAUUAUCCCUUCACUGUGGACUGAAGACUCUCGGGGAUUGGAAGGAAAUUAUAUCAAUUAUUUCUGCCUUCAGACUGUCACACUUGUCCUCUCUGCAACUGGAAUCUCUAUGACCAUAAUGACUAACCAAGAAAAAUGGGUCAAUCUCAGCCCUGCAGAAUUCUCUCAACUUCAAAAGUAUGCAGCAUAUUCAACAAAGAAACUUAAGGAUGUGUUAGAAGAGUUUCAUGGCCAUGGAGUAUUGGCGAAAUAUAACCCUGAAGAGAAGCAAGACAUUCUGAAACAAGCAAUCGACUUUGAAGGUUUCCAGCUAUUCAUGAAGACGUUUCUGGAGGUGGAGCUGCCGGAUGAGUUCUGCAAACACCUAUUUAUGUCCUUCAGUAACAAAUUCCAGCACCCCAGCCCCUCCAUGCAGAGCAAAACUCAACUACUGUCUGGAGGUCUUCGUAUGAAUUACAGAAGUAACAGUUCCUCGCGAUCUUCUUCCCCUGUGUCUCUGCGACCUCCUGACGUUAUCCAGCUGAAGGACAUUGUUUGUUAUUUAUCACUGCUUGAAAGAGGAAGACCGGAGGACAAGCUGGAAUUUAUGUUUCGGCUAUAUGACACAGAUGGGAAUGGUUCUCUGGACAGCACGGAGCUGGAAAGUAUAAUCACCCAGAUGAUGCACGUUGCGGAAUAUCUGGAAUGGGACGUCACCGAGCUGAAUCCCAUUCUCCAUGAAAUGAUGAAAGAAAUUGAUUAUGACCAUGAUGGCACCGUGUCACUAGAUGAAUGGAUUCAAGGAGGAAUGACAACGAUCCCACUCCUGGUUCUACUCGGGCUGGAAAAUAAUGUAAAGGACGAUGGACAACACGUGUGGCGACUAAAGCACUUUAACAAACCGGCCUACUGCAACCUCUGCUUGAACAUGCUGAUCGGCCUGGGAAAGCAAGGACUGUCUUGCUCAUUUUGCAAAUAUACUUGCCACGAACGUUGUGUUGCCAGAGCACCACCAUCUUGCAUUAAUACCUACGUGAAGUCAAAAAAGAACACAAAUGUUAUGCAUCAUUUUUGGGUGGAAGGGAACUGUCCGACAAAAUGUGACAAAUGCCAUAAAGCCAUUAAAUGUUAUCAAGGCCUCACCGGACUACAUUGUGUGUGGUGUCAGAUUACGCUGCACAAUAAAUGUGCAUCACAUCUGAAACCUGAAUGUGACUGCGGACCGCUGAAGGACCACAUCUUACCCCCCACAUCCAUCUGUCCGGUUGUGUUGGAGAGGCAGUCGACGGUGAAGAGGGAGAAGAACUGUUCUCAGCAGGGAAACAAAUCAGGAGAGAGGACUAAGAUGCAAAGGGCAAACUCUGUCACGGUGGACGGACAAGGCCUUCAGAUUACACCAGUUCCAGGGACUCAUCCACUUUUAGUUUUUGUAAAUCCAAAGAGCGGAGGGAAACAAGGAGACAGGAUACACAGCAAGUUUCAGUACCUUUUAAAUCCAAGACAGGUUUAUAGUCUUGCUGGGAUUGGACCAAUGCCGGGGUUGAACUUCUUCCGUGAUGUUCCAGACUUCCAGGUUCUCGCCUGUGGCGGUGAUGGAACAGUGGGCUGGAUUUUAGAUUGCAUUGAUAAGGCCAAUUUGACAAAGCAACCUCCAGUGGCUAUCCUACCUUUGGGUACUGGAAAUGAUCUGGCACGAUGUUUGAGGUGGGGUGGAGGUUAUGAAGGAGAGAACCUACUGAAGUUUCUCAAAGACAUAGAAAACGGCACCGUAGUUCUGUUAGACCGAUGGAAAAUUGAAGUUAUUCCAAAUGAUAAAGAUGAAAAAGGAGACCCAGUGCCUUACCCCAUCAUCAAUAAUUACUUUUCUAUUGGAGUGGAUGCGUCCAUUGCUCACCGAUUUCAUAUGAUGCGGGAGAAACACCCUGAAAAGUUCAACAGUCGAAUGAAGAAUAAAUUUUGGUACUUUGAAUUUGGCACGUCUGAGACAUUCUCUGCAACUUGCAAAAAAUUGCACGAAGCAAUUGAAAUUGAAUGUGACGGCAUUCAGAUGGACCUGGGGAAUAUCUCUCUUGAAGGGAUCGCUAUUCUCAAUAUUCCCAGCAUGCAUGGUGGAUCAAACCUCUGGGGGGAGACAAAAAAGAGGAGGAGCAAUCGAAGAACUGAGAAGAAGACCACAGACAAGCGCAACACAGUCACUGAUGUCAAAGAGCUGAAAUUUGCAGCACAAGAUCUAAGCGAUCAACUGUUAGAGGUGGUUGGCCUGGAAGGAGCAAUGGAGAUGGGGCAGAUUUACACGGGACUGAAAAGUGCUGGAAGGCGUCUUGCACAAUGUUCCUCUGUGGUUAUACGGACCAGCAAGUCCCUUCCUAUGCAGAUAGAUGGAGAGCCGUGGAUGCAGACACCGUGUACGAUCAAGAUCACUCACAAGAAUCAAGCCCCUAUGCUGAUGGGACCGCCCCCGAGGAACAGUCUUUUCACCUCUUUUAUCAAGGGCACAAUGAGCAAGAACAAGGAAUGAAUGUGGCUAACCACUCAUACAUUCAGUGGUAUGACGUGUGUUGGUGGGGUUCCAAAAUAGCAGUACAUUGAAUAAUGAGAUUGGUUGUACAGAUUUUUUGGCGUUAAAUUAUCAUUUUUAUUUAUUGUAAAAGUUUUUUUUUUUUUUUGUUUUUUAAGUUGUUUGGCAUGUGCAGUUAGUGUUUAUUUAUAUACAGUGACAUGAUGUUUAUAAUGUUUGCAUGCAUCUUAUUCUCUGUUUAACACAUCUGAAUGCCGAAAUCGUACCUGUCGUUUUUCUACGAUGCAUCCUCGAUGGGAUGCGGGAAAGACAAAUUAUUUCUAAGGGAAACAUCCCAAAUGUGAAUAGAGAACUAUCAUCAAGAUAUACAUUUUAAUAGAGACUUUAGAGGAGAAAACGCCAAAUCCUCUGAUCAAGUUGGACCACUGUGCCAGUACACUUGUCCCAUACUCGUUGUCCAUCACCACUUCCGCUUAGUGUGUUCUCAUGGACUACAGGUCUGGAGAACGGUCAGGGUAAGUGGUGGCUACCUCGGAACUGGAUCUCAGCUGACUAGAGUUUCUCCAAAUGGCUUGGUUUGAAAACAACGUGAGGUCAGAUGAGAUCUUUCUAAAUCGCUCACUGCUCAAUAGGGAGGAUAUUUAUCAAAGUCUGGAGAGAUAUAAAUUUGAGCUAAAGUACUAACCAAUCAGCUCCUAACUUUCAUUUUUCAAACACAGCUUGUAACAUGGCAGUUAGGUCCUGAUUAGUUGGUACUUUAUCUCUCUCCAAGUUUUGAUAAAUAUCCCCCCUAGUAGCCUGGAGAAAACACUACACUGGACGGAAUGAUUUGCGGGUCCGUAUCCGACAAACAGAAACCCCGUGCCUCAACUACAUAAUGGAAUGAUAGAUUAAAAAUCGUUGAAAUCGCCUUUAAAUUGACAUAUUGCUCUAUUUCCUGUAUUUAAGUUUGUGUGAUGUUUCAAACUGUCACUUGAAUAUAGUUUAGCUUCAAGCUCAUUUUAUACAUAGCAAGGAACCAACCUUAGAUGUACAGAUUAGUAGACGGGAACAAACAUACAGACUGAAGCCAAAAUAUUUACUUUUUUGUACAGUAUUGGUUACUCCAGCAGAGAUAUACUUGACAUACAGUAAGUGUAUUUUUUAUUCUGAUGCAGAAAUAUUUUUAUUUCUCUAUACAUCCUCUAUCAAAGAAAAGUAUACAUGAAUAAUUUGUGUACAGUAAAUCUAUACAGGGACACAAAGAACCAAUGUGAUCUCUAUAAACCACUUGCCUAAUAAACUGUUUCCCGCCAAGGAUUUACUGACUAAGACUUUAGAGUAAUAGGUUAAUGCAUAAUUAAUCAAGGGCACUGAAUGAAAUUCACAGCCGAAAAAAAAAAUGACAGUACUUUUGAUUACCUUGCCAAAUGCUGAGUUUAGACGCCUGCUGCAUUAAAUAAACUUAAAGAAAUAAACUUCUGCUGUGUCUCUGGGUAAGAAAUGCGGGUUCUCGACUCACUGUGGGGAUCAACUAUGAAUCAGUCCAAAUUGUCUUGUGCACUAUAAUGUGAACACAAAUGUGUAAAUAGUUGUAAAAUAUUGCAGUUGCAUAGUGCAGACUAGGGUGUCCAAUCCUGGGAUUGGGAUCGGCGGGAUCCCGUUAUUUAGGCCUAAAAUUGGCCAGGAUUCAAUCCCGGGAUUGCAGCUUCCAAUCACUGGGAUUUUGCGAUUAGAAAGCACCCUUGUUUCUUCAAUACCGGUCAGCAUUGAGCUUUAUCAGGAGGCUCAGACGCUGCCCAGCUCCCUUCGCCCUGCUCCCCCUGCCCCCAGCUGUGCACAUUGCGCAGCGUGACGUGAAGUCAGAGGUCACACUGCGCAUUCUGACGCCAGCCGCCUGUUCUGCUCGGACCGUACCUCGCCGCGUACCGCCUACAGCAAGUGAAACCACCCGCACUUCAAGAGGAUGGUAAGUAGUUCUGUGAGCUGGGCGGGUCCGGGAGGGGCGCACUAAAGCUUUUAAUUUUAAAAUCUUCAGUCCAAUCCUGAGUAUCCCGGGAUUGAUCAUUUUUCCAUCCCGAUACCCGGGAUUGGCCUCCUUAGUGCAGACAUGAAUGCCCGUACACGUAUUUUUGAGAAUGAUGGCAUAAGACAAGAGAUAUAGACUCUAUUUUGUAACAACCUACAUGCAAACAUGUAGUCACUAUAUAUAUAUAUGCAGCACUCUUCAUGUAGACUCUCUUGGUCAUUGUUGAUGUAAGCGUCCAAUGCAGAUUUAUGCUACGUCUGGGUAGGAGCCAUAAACGGGACACCUGGUUCUGUGAUCUCCUGAUUGUCAGACAUGCCGCACAUUAUAUUGGAAAAGCCCCGUUUCAGGGUCCUAGAUCAACAGCACACUAACACUUGGGGUCCUGGAACUACAAUGCCUUGACAGUUGAGGUACCAGAACAAUAGUACACUGAGAUUGGGGGUCCCAAAACAAUGGCAUAGCAGGACAACUGGGUGCAGAAAUAUAGGUUUGGCAGCUGAAACAAAAUAAGAGAAAGCAGCGUAAUGAAUAACUACUCUAGAUCCCCAACAAAACUCCACAUUUUAUCAAUAGAAACCAUGUAUAAUAAUUAGGCCUCCUUCACCACAAAACACCCCAAAAUUGAAUUUUUGCACAUGGGGUACCUCGGGAAACUUGCAGGGGUGCCUUGGAGAUAAAUCCAUGUAACUAUGGGCAGCUUAACCAUUCAACAUAUAUAAUAUAUAUAUAUAUAUAUAUUAGUACUGUAGUGAGUAGUAGCAUGCAAUUUGCAAGGUUGUAUUUGUUUGUUUUUGUUAAUGCGCAACAGAGUUUCAAAAUAUUUUUGAAAGAAGAAAUUACUUUCAUCGGCUCAAUGCUGCACUUUGAAUUAAUUUGCUUGCACUGUAAUUAAAGCGUGCUGAAAUGCAAAUGUUUUUGUCAAGAAAACCGACCUUUUUGUCUCACAGUUGUGUGCCGUGUAACUAUUUUUUAGGAGAUGUUUAUUAUCCAUUGUUUGCUGCAUUGAAAAAUUGUGUUAGGAUAACGUUUAAAACAAUAAUUGCGGAUAUUGUAGGUAAGUACGGUUAGGAUGCUUUCACACUGACAAGAUGUACAGUAGGGUCUAUGUGGAUAAAAAGUGUAUAUGGAAAUACAGAACGUAUUUAUUAAGUAUAGGUACCUGAUGCGAUAACUAUAAUAUCUUACGGCCUCUUAUUGCUGUAAUAAAAAAUGAAGGAUCACUGUGAUUUGACAGUAAACAUCAUCAGGAGGAGAGGCUUUGAUAGGAGCCCGUCCCUUUAUAAGUAAAUGAUCUUUAAUGCGACCAGUUUGCUUCCAUGUUGCGCUGCUGUGCACUCAUCGUCAUCAAACUGCGCAUUUGUAAGUGCCCAUUACUGAGGAGGGAUCCUGCAGAUCCCUCUCCCGAAAACAUUUGGGAAAUGUAUCCCAUAGGCUAUAAUGGCUAACCGUUUGUCUCGGAACACUUUGCAUGCACUGCCGUUACAUAUAUUCUAGGGAUUUGCACAAUAUCCCACUAAAUAUUUUUUAUAUACCGUACAUGCCCACUGAUGACUAAUUAAGUCCUAAUGUUGCAAGUCAUUCUGGACACAAAGAUACCGUUCUGUGGGCAAGGAGUUAGCGGUGCGGGUAAUUGCUCCAACGGGUAGGCACACUUAUUUAGGCAGGUGAGGACCACUAGUGAAAAAAGGUGAACUAGUUGAAAUAGUGACUUGGGCACUAUGGACCACUCAGAAUAAGUUGCAAAAAAGCCACUGUUUUAAGAUGAACUUUGCUUCCAACUCUGAAUUAGUCCCUGGACAAAGUACAUACUGUGGCAUUCGUGUGCCAGAAGGUUCCGGUAUGAAUGGUCGACCAUGUUAUGGUCGACAGUCAUUAGGUCGACCACUAUUGGUCGACAUUGACAUGGUCGACAUGGGCACAUGGUCGACACAUGAAAAUGGUCGACACAUGAAAAGGUAUACAUGAGGUUUUUUAACUUUUUUUGGUGUCAUUUUUUGCGUAAAGUGACUGGGAACCCCAAUUAGUGCACCGUGUCCCCUUCGCUCGCCAUGCUUUGGGCAUGGUGCCUUUGCUCCGCUACCGCUUCGCUCGGCACAGAUUACCGUUCCAAUCGUAGUCCACGUGGAUCGUAAAGUAUGGAAAAGUUCCCCAAAAGAAAAAAAAGUUAAAAAACUCAUGUCGACCUUUUCAUGUGUCGACCUUUCAUGUGUCGACCAUGUGUCCAUGUCGACCAUGUCAAUGUCGACAAAUAGUGGUCGACCUAAUGACUGUCGGCCAUAACAUGGUCGACCAUGUGAACGGAUACCGUGCCAGAAAUAGUCCCAAGUGAGAAUCAGUGUCUUCUCAUACUAAACCUAAAAAAUCUCAAACGGAUCUACCGUCAUUGCCAGAUUAAAAAUGUUUUGACCUGCCCAAUUUAAACACUGUUACUUCUAUGCUAUUCCAAAAUCAUCUCCCCUGUCCCACAGACCCUACAGUCCCUGGUACAUAAAACAAAUAUAUAGUACUGUAAUAGAGAUGAGCAACAAGCAUGCAAAUAAAAUUUGCCAAGGUGAAAUGUACUGGCAAAGUUCCAAUUUUCUUUGUUAUUCUGUAUUUUAUUGAAUUUAUUUUCUAUAAAAAGGCAUGUGGGGAGGACAGGACAGCUCUUUCUGCACUGUUGUGUAGUAGUAGUAGUACAAUAAAGGAGAUGUGUAGCCCAAAAAAAACAGUAAGAAGGGAACUAUAGGUGGACCACUAAAGCCAGAAUUCUGCCGAAGUAAGAUGCAGAAUUCCACAGGUACAUACAGAAUGGGGCAAAUAUUUUGCAGAAAAGUUUUUACAUAUUUGCUCACCCAUGGUUAUAAUACAGCAGUUAUCCAGCGCAUGAUUAAAUGUUUGUAAAAUAAAAAUAAUAGGUUAUUAUUUUACAAAACAGUGUCGUGCAAUGUGAGCAGAGUGUCAUCACCGCUUCUCAGCGACCCUGGGCAUGAGGCUUUAUGUCUUUCCCCAACAUUUCAUCGCUCCUUUGAGCGGUACAAAGAUAAUUAUUUAUAGCAUUUUAUGGAAAUAUCAGAAAUUAGAUUUUUUGCCUUAAUCCAAAGAUCUAUGCUCAUAGAAUUUAUGUAGAACAUAUAAAUAUAUAGAAUAGUACAGAUACCUUAAUAUCAGUGUAUAUCUGAAACUAGAUGAAAUGUGACUGUGGAAUUGUUAAGUCCCUCACUUUACAAGCCGCACGUAGCAUUUUUGCUUUUUAAAAUUAUGUUUACUAGUCAAAUGAAUUAAAACAAAGUCUUAUAAGAACAAUGUAAAUCUUUUUUUUUUUUUUUACCUAUUCUUUACUGUGUUCUCUUAUAAAAAAAAUGUGCAUUCCACUUAUUGUAAUAAUUGAAUUUCUAACGUAUAUCUUAUAAUGUAUGGGUGUACGUAAUGUUUGAUAAUUGUUGUCUUUUUUAUUUUGCUGCAGUUUAUGUUUCUAUGAUGCAGACAAUGACCCCCUUCUCCAAUGGAUAUAGUAAACGGAAUAGGUUUCUUAUUUGUGUAGUUGUGGUGUCUUCUAACCUAUUGUAUUUUUCAUGCUCAAAAAGGUCUAUGGCCAAAUGUAAAAUCCUGCGAGAUGCGGCCAAUGGCAGUAUGUUGUAUGGCCGAACCAAUCAAAACUAGCCGACUACACCGUUGUGCUUUUGCCUCUGCCUGCAUCUCGCAGACUAUUACAAUUAGGCCUAUGUCUGGUUAAUAUGCUCAAUCUUAUAUUAGCUGUGAUGGUGUUCAUUUUAGGAUUUCCCUAUCGUUCAACUGAAUUUCCCAUUGGCCAUAUUCCCAUCAAAAUGUGUGGCCCCUAAAAUGAUCAUUGUAACCAAGCAACAUGCAGUUCUAUCUGGUUUUAUCAUGGCCUAGAAAAACUCAGUCUGUGUGUGGCCAUGACAAUCCAACCACUUAACGAUUGGUUCUUCCCAAUUAAGCCUUCACAUAUUGUCCCAGAUGUGGUCUUUUUCUAGCAGGGCCAAUUGACCCAAAUACCCCAUGUUAUCCACAGCAUCACAUAGAACAUAAUGCAUACAAGGUAGACGAAGUAACAAAAUUACAGGGUAACCAGCACAUAAGCACAUAAACCCAAGUGUAUAUAUAAAUAUUGGCAUCGUUAUGAGUAUUAUAGCGACAAGGGCUGAGACCAGAGGAAGGAGGGCCCUGCUUGUGAGAGAAUAUAUUGUAAAGAUCAUAAACAUGACUCCCUUCUUUUCUAGAAAUGAAGGAGAUAAGGGGAUAAGGAUUACUGAAGAUCACUACCCAAAACAUCAUUGUACAAUGCCAGCUUUUUUAUUAUUAACAGUCCUCUAGCUACCCUUUUUUUUUGGGGGGGGGGGGGGGUGCCCUUGGAUAUGAUACAGAUCUGCUUUGCAUUUGAUACAUUUUUAUCCAGGUGGCAGCUCUGUAUUAUAUCAAAGGGCACAAAAAUAAACAAUACCAAAAUAAAUAAAUAAAGUUUCAUGAAGGCGAACACAAUCCAAUGAGUUAAAGUUUUCUUAACAUGUGGAAUCCUUUUAAAGAAACGCCAUUCUGGCAAAGUUUUCUAUUCAAUGCAAAAUGCAUGACUGGUGCUGGAAACUGUAAGGGAAUGAGGUAAGGGGUAUUUAUUUGGAAAUGUUUCAGUCAAAGUCAGAGUAUUAUGUGAGAGAGGAGAAACAUGUUUGGGGAGGGGGGGGGGGGGUGUAUCAGAAGUGUGAGUGGAUGAGUCCGGAGAUAGAUAAAGGAGGCACAGUAGGAGGAAAACAGAUUGCAGAUCACUGGUUCCUAAACGAACACCAUCAACAACAGCUACUGUUGAGUUGAGACAAUUAACUGCGUUGGCGCUAGUCGCUAUCUGCUGCUUGUUCAGCCUUUUAUCAGUGGAAACCUUGCAUUGGGAAGCUUGCAGGCACAAUGUGGCAUAUGGCAUACUGCUAUACAAGUAGAGUCCUACGAUGUGGACCCAGCCAACAUGAGGUGAUGCUUUGUUGUAGUGCCUCACUGACUGUGAGAAAUCCUGAAAGUGUGGUCUUUGUAUGUUUUUUGCUUACUUUAUUGUUACAAUUCAACAGUAAAUCCUGCACUUUCAAGGAAA